UUUAGGGAAGGGGGAGGUGCUUUGCGUGUGUCUGUGUGUGUCUCGUGCGUGUCGGCUGGCAUUUCACAUAAUGAAAUGCAGCAGGGAACAAAGAGCUGGGGGCCCUAUUCUCUGUGCUGAAGCUUCAUUUUCACUCCCGUCAGUCUGUGAUUCUUCCAUAGCCCUUGCCUUGUGUACAUGUAUGUGUGUGUUUAUGUUGCAUGAGGCUUUUUUUUUCUAGUGUGUUUGAGUGUCCCCUCCUCCUUGUGUUAGCAUUCUGCAUGGCAGAUUCCCCUAAUGUAAUAACUGUGUCUGCAUGUCUAAUUUACAGCAGGAGAGAGUAAAUAGCCUGUGGUUAAUUACAGUAUGUGUGUGUGUGUGUGUGUUUGUGUCUGGGUGUGUGUCUACACGUGCGUGGGUGUGUCAGAAUGAUUUAUGAGUUGCAAAUAGUUACACCACUGCCCCGUUUCUCCUCACUUAGUUUUUAAUCUGUCUUUCCAUUAAUUUUCCCGGAGAUGUCAUUAUGGUUUUAUAACAGUGUGCAUGAGGAAGCCCAUGUGAGUGCACGGAUGUGUUUAUAAGACAGAGGUGAGGACACUAUGUGGGCAUCAAGGCAGGAUGAACACCUGGGCUGCACUUUUCUACCUUCCCCCCCCCCUUCCUGGUGCUUCAUUCACUCUCUUCAUUGAGAGUCACAAUGAACACAGAUCUUUAUUGACAGUACACGGCAGAACAUGGAAACAGCAGGUCAAUCCGUUUAGCCCAAAGGCCGAUACACCAAUUCACCAAUUUGUCAGUGUUAGUUUGAGAGAGAAAAGCAGCUAAUCUCUCCUCUCUGCUCUCUAUUGAUCACACACUUAGACUCCACUUCUCUGUCUAAACACUAUUGAUUCUCCCUCUCUCUCAAUCUCUUUCUCCUACUCUCUUUUUCUUGUGCCCUCCUCACAUACCACAACUCUCAGCACAUUGUCCCUUCAUAUACCCCAACAGCUCCCCUCAGAACGACAGAGACUGCAGAGGCUCCGUCUCCGGCGCCCAGCGUCACAGUCUAGGUGCUGCCUGCCAGCUGAUUAAUAGUUUGAUCCACGGUGUCACAAAUCACCGUUCCCUGCUGCGCACAUCCAAAAGGUAGUCUCUGUCUCAUUAAAAAAAUCAAUUACUUUGCAGGCCUCCAACAACGCAAACACGGAAAGAGAUUAAAAAUUCACUUUUAGGUUGGCCGUCUCAUCGCUUUGUUUCUCAGCCACAUUUCAGAAGAAGUCUUGAAAAGAAAAACCUUUAUGUCAAGAUGAAAGCUAUAAAAAAGGACCCUACUCCCUUCAAUCCAAAUCAAAGCCAAGGAUGUAUUUUAAUUAGGUUUUUAGACCUAGUCAGGAGAAUGUUGAAGAUUUAUUCUUAAAUAAAUGGCUAACUUUCCUGAAGCAUUCAUGAGGUAAGUGUUUAUCAACUUAUUCAAACGUUAUUAAAAAAGGCACCAAUGCUUAAAUUGUACUGCAGUCAGUUACAGUUUUUUCUCCUCGCCUGGUUUUGAUUUGUUUGACUUGUGCUCCCCCUACUGGAGAUCUUCUAUCAUUACAAAUAUGCAACUUCACAGGUUAUACAAAGUUUGGCACGUGCCUUGUGUAACUGCAAAUCAGCUGCUGUUUGGUAACACGCGCUCGUGUUCAACACGAAGAGGCAGCUUGUAUCCGCCUGUCCGAACUUUCUAAUCUAUAACAAACAUUUUUAGUACCUUAAAUGUAAAGAUGUCGCCCUCAAAGGAUGACCACGCUCUGGUGAGGGAGAUGCUGAAGGAGGUUCUGACGGGUCGAGAAGAUCCAGAGGGAUUCUUUGCGAUCUGUUUGUCAGUCCUGGGCCACCGUGAGACUUACUCGAUGUUCCCGACACUCAUCAAGCCUCUGUCCACGGCCAACAUCAGUGUCCACUCCACCCUCACCUUGAUCUACGAAGAAUACUUCUCCAAGACUGGCGACGAUGACCUGGAGCUUGCUUUGGCUUUGUCUCUUAUGGAGAUGGAAGAUCAGCAGCUUUCAACACAGCACCUGCAGUCUGAGGUCAGAACCACCCAGAGCGACCCAUUUCGACUGAAUUCAGCUUCUGGAUUCACAAACAAGGACACAAAAACUAAACAUAAUGAUCCUCAGAACAAUAAUAAAGCACAAACCAAGCAAUAUGCGGUAAAAGAAAGUACAAACCUGAUGGAAGAUCAAACUUCGAAUCAAUCUGAGAAACCGAAAAGCGCAAAGAGCAGAAGGAAGCGGAGAAAAGGAGCUGUUAGUAUUAUAGGCCUACCUGGUUCACCUUCAGCAUCUCCGCCUGUUCUGCUGUGGUUCAGGAGGGACUUGAGAUUGUGUGACAACCCCGCUCUUAAUGCAGCUCUAGAAAUGGGUGCACCUGUCAUCCCUGUCUUCAUAUGGAGCCCUGAGGAGGAGGAGGGCCCAGGAGUUACAGUGGCUGCAGGGGGAGCGAGUAAAUAUUGGCUUCAUCAGGCUUUGGCUUGUUGCUGCACCUCUCUGAACCGCAUUGGCAGCCGCCUCACUUUUCUUGAGGCAGAGGAGCAAAGUUCUCUUCGAACCCUGAAGCAGCUGGUGAAGGAGACCGGGGCAAGAACUUUACUAGCCAACGCUUUGUAUGAACCUUGGCUGAAGGAAAGGGAUGAUGAGGUAGUGUCGGCACUCCAAAAAGAAGGUGUUGAAUGCAAGAUUUCCCACUCCUACUGCCUCAGAGAUCCUUACUCUGUUAGCACGGUGGGGGUAGGACUCCGAGGAAUAGGUUCUGUUUCUCACUUCACGAGCUGUUGUAAACAGAAUCCAGGGCCUGCUAUCGGGGUUCCUCUGGACCCCCCACAAUCCCUUCCGACACCUGCCUGUUGGCCACAGGGUGUUCCUUUGGAGGCGCUGGGUCUGGCUCGCAUGCCCCGCAGGAAAGACGGCACAAUAAUUGACUGGGCUGCAAACAUUCGAACGUCCUGGGACUUUAGUGAAGACGGAGCACAUGCUAGGCUUGAUGCCUUCCUUCGUGAUGGUGUGUACAGAUACGAAAAGGAGUCCGGCAGGGCAGAUGCUCCAAACACGAGCAGCCUCUCUCCCUAUCUUCACUUUGGCCAGCUCAGUCCACGCUGGCUUCUGUGGGACGCCAAAGGGGCGCGCUGUCGAUCUCCAAAAUUUCAGCGCAAACUGGCGUGGAGAGAUUUAGCAUACUGGCAGUUAACGCUGUUUCCAGAUCUUCCCUGGGAAUCUAUCAGACCUCCUUAUAAGGCGCUGAGGUGGAACACAGAUCGCCGCCACCUCAAAGCCUGGCAGCGAGGUAAAACGGGCUACCCUCUGGUCGACGCAGCCAUGCGGCAGCUGUGGCUGACCGGCUGGAUGAACAACUACACGAGACACGUGGUGGCGUCUUUUCUCAUUGCAUAUCUGCAUCUUCCAUGGCAAGAAGGCUAUCGCUGGUUCCAGGACACCCUGGUGGAUGCAGAUGUUGCCAUCGAUGCGAUGAUGUGGCAGAAUGGGGGCAUGUGCGGCUUGGACCACUGGAACUUUGUCAUGCACCCUGUGGAUGCAGCACUGACCUGUGACCCCUAUGGCCACUACGUCAGGAAAUGGUGCCCCGAACUCGCAGAUCUGCCGGACGAGCUCAUUCACAAACCCUGGAAAUGUCCUGCGUCCAUGCUGCGGCGAGCAAAGAUCGUGUUUGGAGAGACAUAUCCUGAGCGGAUAGUUGUCGACCUGGAGGAGCGGAGAAAUCAGUCUCUACAGGACGUGGCUUCAGUGCGUAAAGAGUUUGGACAGUUCGUGGACAAGCGCUCAGGCUGCGACUUGGUGCCUUUGCCCCCCCGGCUCGUCUCCGAGGCUCUGGGAUGGUCUAAGAGGGACGGAGAAGCAGCAAAAGAAGGGAAGCAGUUUCUGCUCCCCGUCAUCACCCGCAUGGAAUUCAAGUAUCAGCGAGACGAUCCAGACGCAGACGCGGCGUCGAACCCUUACAACGCCGUCCUCAAAGGAUACGUGAGCCGCAAGAGGGACGAGACCAUCGCCUUUCUUAACCAACAAGACUUCACCGCCAGCGUGAUGUACGAGGGAGCGCAGAGGCGGGAGCGGCUCGAGCGGGACUACCGCAGGAUGGAGGGGCUGCCUCCGCCCCCUUCCGCUCGGGGGAGAGCCAGACGCACUCCAACGGCCAAAGACAGGUUCUCUAUAGUUCCUGGUGGGGUGGUCACUUCAUAGGAAAAGGAGAAUAAAAGAGCUACAACAUGAA
Molecule: messenger RNA, 4227 nt
Organism: Oryzias melastigma (Indian medaka)
Lineage: Eukaryota; Metazoa; Chordata; Actinopteri; Beloniformes; Adrianichthyidae
Product: deoxyribodipyrimidine photo-lyase
Exons: 9
Coding region: 1725-4196 (823 amino acids)
Biological process (GO): circadian regulation of gene expression; entrainment of circadian clock by photoperiod
Cellular component (GO): nucleus; cytoplasm
Molecular function (GO): FAD binding; DNA binding
Source: RefSeq, a predicted model, not a curated record